Molecule: messenger RNA, 495 nt
Organism: Paramecium pentaurelia
Lineage: Eukaryota; Ciliophora; Oligohymenophorea; Peniculida; Parameciidae
Source: the annotation of a GenBank genome assembly
AUGAAUAGAGUGAUGAUAUCAAAUUGCUAAUUGUUUAGUAAAGUGAUAAGAAUUGAUAACAAGAAUUAUCAUUUUAACUUCUUAUCAGAAUUUCAAAUUUUAGUUGUAUUAUAAUAAUAAUUGAUAAUCUUGUUCCUAUCUUGCAUUGAAUUAAAAUUUUCAAACUAACAUUUAAAAUUUGAUAAUCUUAUGAGUUAAGAAGAUGUAUUGUUAUAAUUAUUUCUGAUAUAUAAUUAAUCCUUAUAAAUUUAAUUAAAGGUCAUUUCAAUUAAUAUGAACUACAAAAUCUAAAUUAAAAAUGUUAUGAUUCCAUUUAAACAUUAAAUUAAUUAAAAAUAUUAAAUAAAAUCUUUCAAUUUUGAAAAAAUAAAUGGUAAUAUUGAUUCUGUCACAAGACUUAGUCAAAAUAAUACUUAAAAAUUAGAACCAAUGUAAAUCAACUAUGCUUUAUUUGCAAUAGAUUUAUUUAAAAUUCAACUUGUAUAAAAAAAAUGA